AUGGAACCUAUAUAUAUUGAAAGCGAUAGUGAUAAUAUAAAUACUGAUAAUUAUGAACCUACUAUUAAUUAUGAAUCCAAUGAUGAUUAUGAAUUCAAUGAUGAUGAAUCUAUUUACAAAGAGUCAGAGAUAGAAAUUCCAGUUGCUGAUUUAACGGAACCAAAUUCAUAUUCACCUUUUGAUGAUUAUGAAGUUAUUGCUACUCAAUUGUCUAAAUUAGUUAACAAUAAUAAGAACUCUAACUAUGAUAACGAUUCAUCAAUUAAUUUAAUUACUGAAAAUUUAAGA
Dentiscutata heterogama is the source of this 288-nucleotide messenger RNA. NCBI's taxonomy places the organism in Eukaryota, Fungi, Glomeromycota, Glomeromycetes, Diversisporales, Gigasporaceae. The record is from the annotation of a GenBank genome assembly.